Molecule: messenger RNA, 611 nt
Organism: Blastomyces dermatitidis ER-3
Lineage: Eukaryota; Fungi; Ascomycota; Eurotiomycetes; Onygenales; Ajellomycetaceae
Exons: 1
Coding region: 38-307 (89 amino acids)
Source: RefSeq, a predicted model, not a curated record
AAAAAAAAAAAAAAAACCAAAAAAAGGACGAGAUAAGAUGCCAAGAAUCUCACAACCACCUUUCCUCUCAAAAAGGCCGCGUAAGCUCAGCUGGGAUGUGCAUAAAUCGCGGGAAAACAAGCAAUCUUGGUUCGUGUUUAGUGGAGAGGAUGGCUGGCAUUGGCUGCGGGGAUGUGGUGCCUGUCUAGUGUCGGCCAAGCCACUAAACCUAGGAAGUGUGGGGCUCUACCCCACCUGCACACCCUCACCUCACCUCACCUCACCUCACCUCACCCCCCCCCAAAAAAAGAAAAGAAAAUUCCACUAGGGUCAGGCCAGCGAGAGGCAAGGCCACUACUUCUUUGUUUGGUGAGGUUGUCGUAAGGCAAGCCCGGAGCUUAACCAACAUCUUAAUAGGGACUGCGCCGGCGGACGGAAAGCUUUUUAGAUAGAUAAUUCAAUAGUGGGAAUGAGAGAGGAAUGGUCAUUUCAAUACGUUUUUCUACGAUAUGAUAGUUAGUAUCAUCCCACAGUAACUUUGUAUAUACAAAUAACAAUGUACUGUACGGAAGAACACUCCUUACAAUCAUUUCCAUUGUGAUUAGUUACCAGAAUUUUUACGUCAUCUUUAU